UGUCUAUCCCGGGCUACCGAUACUGACACUGUCACUUUCAUUUAUAACGUCAAAGCGGCAAUUUUCCAAUUUUUAUUUGCAUUUUUUUAAAUGUUGUGAAACGAUUUCGGGAAAAAAUUCGCUACGGAUAUUCUUCUAGAGUCUACUAGAAUACAUUUCAACAGUUGUCUUGCGUGGCCAUGUUAUCUUUACUCGGACAGUACUUAUAUAACCUACUAAGAAUUCAUCAGAGAGCAGUUAUACGAAUAUGAUGAUACUCUAUCUGAAAAGAAGGCUCGAGAAUUAGCUGGUAAAUCUGAAGCGGAAUUUACUAUUGAAACUCCAAUAGCAUACAGCGAUCUUGUAAAACGCAUUGUUGAUGAAUUUUCUUUGACUGAACUACAAGACCACCUAAUUUUGGCUCUAAAUUCAGACUGGGUUUGGGAUCAGGAAAUAUUGAAUUUGAAGCCUGCUGACGAGAUAGCUGUGAUACCACCUCUAAGUGGUGGAUAGAUUUUCAACAAAAUGAAUCAUAUCGAUUUGGUUAAGGAGAAGAUUUCUAUAGAUGCUGUGUCAGACCUUGCAAGAACCUCAUCUUGUGGUGCUGUUUCUAUGUUUAUUGGAACCACAAGGGAUAACUUUGAUGGUAAAACUGUGAUAAGACUUGAAUAUGAAGCAUAUGAAUCUAUGGCUAAAAAGAUGAUUGCAGAGAUAUGUCAAGAAAUUAGAGCAAAGUGGCCUUCUGUUGAGAAUAUUAUUGUUAUUCAUAGAUUGGGUGUGGUGCCUGUGAAAGAAGCCAGCAUUGUUAUUGCAAUUUCUUCACCACAUAGAGAAGAUGCCCUAAAAGCUGUUGAGUUUUGUAUCAAUAGCGUGAAAAGGUCUGCUACUGUUUGGAAAAAGGAAAUUUACGCUGAUAACUCUGAAGAAGUUUAGCAUUCGACGAUUAUGUGGAACAACACUGAGCUUACAAAAAUAAACCUCAAAGGACUCACACCACUAUGCAAUGAAAAGAGAAACUAGACAUGGUGACUUAGAUUAAAAAAUAAAACACUGUUCAUAUCACUUAAGUUUUAUUUUUGGAGUAGACAACAAAAACAGCCUCUGUUAUUCCACUUCUUCAUCCUCCUCCACAUCCUCAGGAAAUCCGAUGUCAACCAUAUCUUUUUUAGCCUUUAUUUUUUUGAAAAAAAGGUGGUAAACGGGAGGAAUAAACUGAAGUAGUGAUAGCAUAUCCUUUUUUUUAAAUCCGACACUGGUAAGACAUCUUUGUUCAAGGGUUCACAUUUUAUGGCAUGAAUAGUUGUAGGUCUACCUUUGAUGGCUGGUGUAAUAUUAAUGGAACAUUGGAUAUCCUCGUUGAGAGUUUCUUUGUAAGACUGUCUAAGGAGAAACCCGUUGGAAGCGCAGCCACUGGAUUUUAAGCCAGUUGACUGGUUGACCGUCUGUGUUUUUCUUUCUAUGGGUUAUCAUAUUCUCUAGAUUAGAUGUCGAAAAAAGGUCAUCGCGUUGCUUUUGGUAGACAUGAAAGGCAUGUUUAGAUCUUGCUUUUUUAAUGACACUGUACCAGUUAUCUGGAACAUACAUAAUUUUGUUUUUGGCUUGAAGCUCAAUCUGGCCAAAUCCUCGAUCAUUUGGUAGAUAUGAGUGACCAGACUCCAAAAAUUUGUGGUCCAUAACUUUAAUACUCUUAUUUUCUCCCAUCAAACGAAUCCACAUCAGGCUUGUUUUGAUAUUCCGAUUUUGGCCGGUACAUGAUGAUAUCUCCUGGAAUCCACGAGAAGCUAUGGUUUCGUCCCAACAGUCAUCAGUAGCCAAUUCAUGACAGCCAAAAUUGUAUGUUACACAUAGCAGUUCCGUUUGUAGUAAGCUAGUGAACAAAUCAAUAUAGGAAACGGAAGAGCGUUUGCCAGAUCAAAACUAAAUGUGUACAUUAUAGGGUCCACUACAUCAAGAUCUUUAUCAGCAGACAUGCUUGUCCUGGCUUUUCUGCCUUUCUCAGAUGAAUCUCAUGUUCUAUUCGGUACUGCUGUUUAUCUUCUGGAUCUUCGCAUGCAAAUUUCAUUUUGAAAGUGUCACAUUUGGUACAAGUAUCCUUCCUGGGAGAAUGAAAAUGAAGGUUAAAAUCUUUGUUAAAAAUGUGUCGGUACAUUGCUUCCGAAACUGGUGUCUCACCUUUUUCCGUUCACAUUUGCCAAUACAACUUAAACAUAAGACGAAUAUUAAGAUGAUGGUUCAGAUUUUUUUGUUGGGGUUAUUCUUACGGAUAUAAUGUGACUCAUAGGCAGGAAAAGAAUUUAUAUGGUUUUGAACAAAUUUGCGUCGCUCCUUUGGUGACUUAUUUGCAGCCGGAUGUUUGCCUCGUAGGUCUUCACCGGGUGAACUAUUCCUAUCCUUUUUUAAGGCUCUGGUCAGACGCCCGUCUCAGAUAGCAUAUGUUCGUAAAAAGUACUAUUUGCAGACCUCAUUGCAUUUAGUGGAACACUGAAUGUAAAAUUUGUUUAUGAAACUUCAUGGUACAUUUGAAUUGUAUUGUUGCGUGGCCGCACUCGUUUGAUACUUUAUUGCUUGACCAGACCGCUUAUAAAAGAAUUUUGUGACGAAAAAUGUCCAAUUUGCCAGAAUUUGUUGAACGCCGAACGUCUUUCUUCUUCGGUAAUUUUACUAAAGCAUUUUUUCCUACACUUGCAAUUGACGUUUUCAAACCUUUUCGCUGGUACUAGUUUGUUCCGUGUCGCGGUAUAUCCCAAACCAGCAUUCCGCAUUUCCUUUCGAAUUGCUGCUAUUUGCUUUAGUGGUUCUCUGAAGCGCUUCCGACCAUGCCUUUUUGCUGUCGAAGUAUCUUCGUUUGUCUCAAAAUCUAUGCACACAGUUCUAUUUAGAAGCACAACUUACUCAGAACAAAACUAUAUAGCUUACCUGUUCUCUGUGCUCAUAUUCUCUCCCACUUGCAGAAAAUCAUCAUUCUCGAUACUUCCUUCUGUAUCGUCACUCGUAGCGUCUGAACGUUACUAUUUUCUCCUAAAUAUCUAACCUCAAACCUCUACACUAACAACGUUGCCGGUUAAAAUGGACUUACAGCAUUUUGCCUAUAAAGAUCUAUGAAAUUGCGUUACACUGCAUAUUUUUGUGGUGCCAUCUCUCCCUCAGUUGCUAUGGUAAAUGCACCGUACAAAGACGCCAAUAUAGGGAACUUGUUCAGUAACUCAACGCACAUAUUAACGUAAUUUUGCUGAUAUAUGGCCUUACACCAUGCUGGUUUCCAACGGUUCAAUUGAUGAUUUAUUGAAUAAAGAAUAUAAGAUAACCGUGUUUUUUUAGGUGAUAGCAAACCCAACCCAAAGAAGCGAAAACUGGAAAUUAAACAAAAAGUAGAUACCUCACUUGUACCUCCACAUCUGAUUCAGAUUCGUGCUAAUAAUAAACAACUUAAUGGAAGAAUAGACAAAUUCAUGAUGAGAAAACGCCAAGAAAUAAAUUUGAAUAAUAUAAAGGAAUUUUGCGAUGGGGCUAAGGACCCUGAAUAUAGCUGUGCUAGAAUAGAUGCAGUCUUCCAGAAGAGGAAAGAUUCUAAAAGUCAUUUACUUGGUAAAUAAUAAUAAUAGUACGUUUUAUUCUCCAUUAUAUAACAUAAUAAUGCAUCUUAUGACAAUAUAUACAAACGAAAACCACAAGGCAGAGUUCACCACAUGAAGCUGCUACACAUUACGGUAGAAUGACAGCUGACAGCUGAAUAUCUUGUUAUAUUUAAAAUUUCCCCAUAUCUUUAAAGGACACAUAAUUCUGACGGAUCCUUCAAUGCCAGGUAGACAAAGCCAUAUUUUGUUUUGGCUUUUUGUACGCUAC
Messenger RNA from Acanthoscelides obtectus, 3822 nucleotides. The record is from the annotation of a GenBank genome assembly. NCBI's taxonomy places the organism in Eukaryota, Metazoa, Arthropoda, Insecta, Coleoptera, Chrysomelidae.